AUGGCUUUUAAAUACCAUCACGAAGCAGCUGCACAGUUAUACGACAAAACUUGCACAACAAUAUUAGAAGAUGGGUCGAAAUGUCUACAACUACAUUGUCCCCAUGCCGAAGAUACCGGUGUCUGUGAAGCGGGUAAUGAUGAUGAGCUAUUCAACGAUCGAUUCUGCACCGAAUGCCGUAUGAGCAUAUAUUGGUAUUUACGGGGAAAAACCAAAGAAAUGCGUCUGGAAAAAGUCGAAAAAGCGAAAACAGAAGGUAAAGAUUAUUUUAUUGCUACGGGAUACCAAAGUGACGUGGGGUGGCAAUACGAACAUGUAACAACACGCCAACUAUUUCACGAUCCCCAAGAACCCAAAACCGAAGAAAUUAUUGCUUCUGUCGGCGCACGAUGGUUAGAAAGAGAGAAAAACAAAAAGCCCGGGGAAAAACUUCAAACAACACUUACAAGCUUUUUUACUAUGAAGUAA
Paramuricea clavata is the source of this 468-nucleotide messenger RNA. The record is from the annotation of a GenBank genome assembly. NCBI's taxonomy places the organism in Eukaryota, Metazoa, Cnidaria, Anthozoa, Malacalcyonacea, Plexauridae.